Messenger RNA from Protobothrops mucrosquamatus (brown spotted pit viper), 3024 nucleotides. Its product is annotated as arf-GAP with Rho-GAP domain, ANK repeat and PH domain-containing protein 1-like. The record is from RefSeq and is a predicted model, not a curated record. The transcript is spliced from 23 exons. Lineage: Eukaryota; Metazoa; Chordata; Lepidosauria; Squamata; Viperidae. The coding region runs from base 1 to 3024 and encodes 1007 amino acids. Gene Ontology annotation, biological process: signal transduction. Gene Ontology annotation, molecular function: protein binding; GTPase activator activity.
AUGGCGGACGGGCCUUCGCUCGCCCUGGCCGAGUGGCUCCAAAAACUCCGCCUGGACCAGUACGUCGAGACCUUUGAGCAGAACCAGCUGAGAUGCCUCCAGGACUGCCAGCACCUGACCGACGAGGGCCUCACCCGCCUCGGGGUCCUGCUGCCCGGCCAUCGCAAGCGGAUCCUCUCCGGGUUGAGCAAAUUCUUCGCCGAGUUGCCGUCCAGCGCCGGACGUCCCCAGCUGCCCCCGAGGAGGCCCGUCCCCAAGAAACGCCACAUCUUCCGGACGGCUGGCUCUCUGCCGGACCAAGAGGCCAGGCGUGACUUGGCAGGACCAAGUGGCAAGGAGUCGCCCCCGGAACAGGGUUCCGAAGCCUCCGUCGGCCUCCUCCUUAUUCCUCCACCUAUCCCUCCGAGGACAAAGGACUCCGAUUAUGAGGACCCCCCGUUUGAGGAGGAGAGGGAAACUUUUAUGGAAGAGAUGACUGACAAGAAGGCCACCCCGGAGAGGCGGCGCUCGGCCCGGUUCAACAGCCUGUUCAGCGAAGACGAGCUGGUUGAAGAUUACUUCAAGGAGGAAUCGGAUGUUUACUCCAAACGCUUCAUCCUGGUAGCCUCCAUCUCCCAAGUGUCCAGCAUCGGGGACCAGAAAUUUGAAGUGAUCACCAAUAAUCGGACGUUUGCUUUCCGGGCAGAGAGCGACGCUGAACGCAACGAGUGGAUCCAGGCGGUGCAGAAGAUGGUGGACGAAAAGAAGUCCAGGUGCUUACACAGACCGUCCCGCUUGCAGCCGGCCGGAAGCAGCCUGGACUCCGUGGACAGGAGUGGACCCCUGGAGCUACGAGGUUUUAAAAGCAAGCUCUACGUGGCCGUGGCUGGGGAGAAGGUCUUCCUCUACAAGAACGCCGAGGAAUUCCGGCUGGGGAUCGGCAUCACCUACAUCGAGAUGAACGUGGGCAACGUGAAAGACGUGGACCGAAGGUGCUUCGACCUGACCACGCCUUACCGGAUCUUCAGCUUCAUGGCUGAAUCCGACCAGGAGAAGGAGCUGUGGGUGGAGGCCAUGCAGCAAUCGGUGGCCGAGGCCCUCUCCAACUUCGAGGUGGCCGAGAAGAUCUGGACCUUGAAGGACAACUGCCUCUGCGCCGACUGUGGGGCCCCCAAGCCCGACUGGGGCUCCAUCAACCUCUGCGUGGUCAUCUGCAAGCGAUGUGCAGGAGAGCAUCGAGGGCUGGGACCCAGCGUGACCAAAGUGCGGAGUCUGAAGAUGGACAAGAAGGUCUGGACAGAGGAGCUGAUUGAGCUCUUCCUCCAGAUCGGCAACGCGGUGGCCAACCAGUUCUGGGCUGCCAACGUGCCCCCCAGCGAAAUGAUCGCCCCCGAGAGCCACAGCCAGCAACGGCGGCAUUUCCUGAUCGCCAAGUACCGGGAGGGCAAAUACCGGCGGUACCACCCGCUUUUCGGGAACCAGGAUGAACUCAACAAGGCCCUCUGCACAGCAGUGACCACCAGUGACCUGGCCGAGAGCCUCUCCCUACUCUUCUGUGGGGCCGAAGCCAAUUGCUACACCGGAGACCCGGAUUAUCCCACCCCGGUUGCCCUGGCAGAGCAAGCUGGACAGAGGCUGCAGAUGGAGUUCCUGAUGCAGAACAAGACCUCCGAGACCCCCCAGCUGGACGCUGGCCCCCAGGCUGAGCAGUGCUACUCGGUCAUCUCGCUCUCCGUGGCCCACAAUGGCUUCCUCUACAAGGCGCCCUCCAUGGCCAAGCUGGCCCUCGAACGCAAGUCCCGAGAAGGUGGAAGAGGGAAGGGCUGGGGUGUCUUUCUCCAUCACGCCCAGGCCUCCCUCCCUCCGGCAGCCGAGGGUCUCCUGGGCCGGGACUUCGAGCGCCUGGGGCGCCUGCGCUACAAGGGCGGCCUGAGCCUGGAGCGGGCGCAGGAGGGCUGGUUCGCCCUGGUGGGCUCCAGCCUCUACGCCUUCCUGGAGGGCAGCGGCCGGGAGGAGCUCAUCCAGCUGCGGAAGCUGCAAGAACUCUCCCUCGAGAACGACGUCCUCGUGCUGGUGGAAAGAAGAAGAAUCCCAUACGGGGAGUCCUUGAGACUGACCUCGGAGGGCAUCUACCGGAAGAGCGGGCAAAACUCCAAGAUCACCAGCCUGCUGGAGUCCCUCCGCCGAGACGCCCGCAAGGUCCGGCUGAAGGAGGAGGACCACCAGCUGGACGACGUGGCCAACACCCUCAAGAGGUUCUUCCGGGACCUGGAAGACGGGCUCUUCACCAAGGACUCUGCCCAGGCCUGGCUGAAAGUGCCAGCUCUGGAGGACCUCGCGGAAAGGAUCAGCCGCUACCGUAGACUUCUCAACAGCCUCCCGGUGGUCAACAAAGCCACCAUGAAGGCCUUGAUCAACCAUCUCUACCGCAUCCAGUGUUUUUCUGACGAGAACCAGAUGACCACUCACAACCUGGCCAUCGUCUUCGGGCCAACACUCUUCCAGACGGACGGCAAGGACUUCAAGGCUGGACAAGUGGUGGAAGACCUCAUCAGAUGCUACAUGGAGAUCUUCAGUGUAGGUUGGGCCAAGGAUGAUGGGCCAGCGGGCAUCGCUGGGGACUUCAUCUGCACGGUGUAUCUGGAGGAGAAGAAGAUGGAAGCCGAGCAGCACGUGAAGGUGGGCGACAGCAAACACGGCUUGAUGAAGUUCCGGGAGGAGAAGAACGUCCUCGGGUUGGGACUCAGCACCGGCUUCCACGACCGAUACUUCAUCCUCAACAACCACUCCCUCCGCCUCUACAAGGAGGUCCGGGAUGUUUUCGGCCCUGUGUCCCUUGACUGCCGAACACAGGUGCAGGCUGUUGAGGGGCACGGAGGCAACGUCUGGCCCUCGGAGUCCUCCAAGAUCCGGACGCCUCAGACGCAACCGGACUCUCGGCUGGGCAACGUCUCCCUGAUCCCCCUGCGAGGCAGCGAGAACGAGAUGCGGAACAGCGUGGCGGCUUUGGUGGCCGAUCCCUUGACGCUCCUUCGGGAUGUGUGA